GCAAAGGAGGAGGCACCAGUAGUUACACCUUUCCUCUCUGCCUCAAUCUAUAUAUAUAUGCUAAGUGACAGUCACUGGGAAGCCGGCUGCAUGCUUCAUACAUGAAGUGGGAGAGAAGGAGAGAGGUUCUUACUGGACUACCUUAGGCUUCAAGUGCUUUGCAUUGCAAAUACGUUAACUGCAUUCUCUUCCUGAUCUGCAAGAUAAACCGAUCUGGUUUGUGAACCUGCUGGUGGAUGAGAGAAGUCUUGUAGCCUCUGGAGGUAGUAGCACAGAAGUGAUGAGCUGGGAAAGGCUGGUGGAGCUCUAAAUCAGCUUACUUGGCAUUAUACAUCUGGACUUUUCAUUUGCAAAGGAUCCGAUUGUGUGCCUUGGCUGUAUUGUCUGGGAGCAGAUCAUUGCUGCAAGGAGACCACCAUCACUACAGGAAAGAUAUCCAAACACACUGCAGAAACCAUGAUGCAAAUAUCUGACACCUACAACCAAAAGCAUUCCUUGUUCAAUGCCAUGAACAGGUUUAUAGGUGCAGUGAACAACAUGGACCAGACUGUGAUGGUGCCCAGUUUGCUAAGGGAUGUUCCUCUGGACAUGGAGGUAAAAGAAGAGGUGGUCAACAAUAGCAAUGGGGCAGCCAACUACUACAACAGGAGAGACAUGCACGGCUACUACAUCCUGCUGAAAUCCAUCAGGAAUGAUAUUGAGUGGGGGGUCCUGCAGGGUGAGGACAGAAAAAAGGACAAAAUAACCAGCAUGGACAUUAGCAGGCUGGAGGAUGCAGAUGGAGAAGAGGACCUGGAGAAGCAGUUCCACUAUCAUCUCAAUGGACUCCACAUUGUCCUCAGCAAGCUAACGAGAAAAGCCAACAUCCUCACUAACAGAUAUAAAGAAGAAAUUGGAUUUGGAAGCUGGGGACAUUGAUGUCUGACACUAAUUGUUGUUUCAUUAUUAUUAUUAUUAUUAUUAUUACAGGAGUGGUGGGAUGCGGACUGUUUUUAUAUAAUUAUUUUUCUAUGUUCUCUUGUUUUGCUGAGGGUUUAGAGUGUGCAAUAGAGUAAAAGACAAUGGAAACAUGGAUUAGAAUUGAUACAAAGAAACCUUCUGAUUGACUACAGCUAAUUUAGAUUGCCAAGGCACAAAAGGGUAGGGCGGAGAUCUAAACUACAAGAGUGUAACAACAUUUCCUGUAAUACACCCCACAGUGUGUCAUUAUUUGUGCAGUGAAUAAGCACCUCUUCACGACUGCACCUGUUAACCCUUUGGCUGCCAAGAGGCUAGCACAAUCCUUUCUGGCUAAUAACCUAACGAUUCUUAUGUCCUUUUCUGAUGCAACUGGGCCAGUGAUUGCAACGGAUAACACCCAAAGUGGGUUAUUGAAAGGGUUAACUAUACUUAAUAAUCAAAGUAGUCAACACACUAAUCUUUAACGGAACCUGAGUUUAAGUGGAAGUGUACCUUGUUUGUUCAGUUCUGGGGUGUCUGGUUUUAGGGGAGCUGUUGGUUGCCUAUGGAUGGGGUGUGGUAGAAGAGAAUGCUACUGAAUAUUGCAUCAGGCAGCCUUUCCUGUUUUGCACUAUUUAUUUUGUAUCUAAAGACAAUGUAUAUAUGUAAUGCUUAUUUUUUGCACUGUCCAAUCCAUGGUUGAAUUUCUACAAGGUUUGCUAUAAAUGCAGAUGGCAUGUUCCCUUUGUGUGAUCUCUUGGCAAGCACCUACCAUUGUCUUGAGAACUUACAGAAUUACCAGGCAACUGAGGCACCUUUAUGACCAAUGACAGCAGCAGCUUGUAAAUUCGAACCAUCUUGGAACUAAAUGACACAUCUAAUACAUGUUUCCUUAAGAUGUUGAAAUGUUCCUUUUACUCAUGAUCGUACUAACGCAGCUUUUUUUAAUUUCACUGUAUAUUAUAUUUUAAUAAAUUCACAAAAAAAUGUUUUAA
Messenger RNA from Spea bombifrons (plains spadefoot toad), 1934 nucleotides. It is a transcript of the gene MID1IP1, whose product is annotated as MID1 interacting protein 1. Bases 457 to 918 code for a protein of 153 amino acids. The record is from RefSeq and is a predicted model, not a curated record. Gene Ontology annotation, biological process: regulation of lipid biosynthetic process. The transcript has a single exon. Lineage: Eukaryota; Metazoa; Chordata; Amphibia; Anura; Pelobatidae. Gene Ontology annotation, cellular component: cytosol.